This is a messenger RNA of Penicillium angulare, 1686 nucleotides long. Its product is annotated as cytochrome P450. The coding region runs from base 1 to 1686 and encodes 561 amino acids. The record is from RefSeq and is a predicted model, not a curated record. Lineage: Eukaryota; Fungi; Ascomycota; Eurotiomycetes; Eurotiales; Aspergillaceae. Gene Ontology annotation, molecular function: heme binding; iron ion binding; oxidoreductase activity, acting on paired donors, with incorporation or reduction of molecular oxygen. The transcript is spliced from 3 exons.
AUGGCGCCUAUUGUCUGGAAACUUAUCCAGAUCGCCAUAGUUGGGGCAACCUAUGCUGUAGCUCGUUAUGGACCAGACGAGGGGUUCACAGCCCGUGUUGGCUGGUUAGGAUGUUUCUCUAUCUUGGAAUCCAUCGCUCUCUUUGGAUACUUUGUUUAUGCCAGAAUCAUCUGGCCACUAUACCUCACCCCUCUUACCAAGCUGCCCCAGGUCAAGGGUGGUAGCUGGCUAAAUGGUCACUUCCGAGACAUUUUCAUGAAUGGCACUGGCGAGUGUGAGAGAAGAUGGAUGUAUCAAGUUCCUAAUGAAGGAUUUGUCUACUACCGAAGUCUCCUAAACAUGCAACGAGUCAUUGUCACAUCGCCUCAGGCUGUACAACAUAUUGCUACCCACACCGAUGACUUCAAGAAGCCCUCCCCAGCGAAGGCUAUUGCCGGAAAGGUUCUGGGCGAGGGUCUUGUUCUCGCUGAACUUGACAAGCACCGCCAUCAACGCCGAGUCUUUAUGCCUAUUUUUGCUCCUCAGCACAUCCGUGAAAUGUUCCCUAUCUUCUGGGGCAAGACCCGCGAGGUGACUCAGAAGCUGACACAACAUGUCCUUGAGUCCCAAACAAUCCCCUGGUCUAAGAAUGAAGGCGCCGUCUUCGAAAUUGGUAACUGGUCAUCUCGUGCUGCUCUUGAUAUCAUUGGAAUGGCUACCCUUGGUGCGGAUUUCGGUUCAAUCCAGGAUGAGGAUGCCCCAAUGGCGACCGCUUACCGUCAAUCCAUUGAGCCAUCUCGUGGUCACGUCGCCCAUGCUAUGCUCAAGGUGUUCAUCCCUGAGUGGUACGUUGACAUGCUUCCCGACAAGUGGAACUCUGCUCAGGAUAACGCCGUGCCUAUCAUUCGUGGCGAGUUCCGCCGUCUACUGCGUGAGCGACGUUUGAAAGAAGCCGAGAAGACCAACACCGGAAAGGAUCUGUUGAGUUUGUGCUUCAAGUACGCCGAGACUGCGAAUGCCGAUGAGGAAGACACUAUCGAUCAAAUGGCUACUUUCCUGGCAGCUGGUCACGAAACUAUCUCCGUUGGAAUCACAUGGUCUAUCUACAUGCUUUGCUUACACCCCGAGUGGCAGCCUAUCCUUCGUGAGGAAGCUCGUCGCGUCUUCCCAGACCCCAACGCCGAUGAUGAAAAGAACGGUGCAGGUGUUACCUCUGCUGACCUUGAAAACAUGCCCAUGAUGCAAGCAUUCACCCAUGAAGUUCUCCGCUGGUUGCCACCUAUCCCACAGAACAUGCGUGAGCCUCUCCGUGACGUGGUUAUUGAUGGUGUUCUCAUCCCCAAGGGUACUUGGAUCGUUGUCCCCUUCAAGGGUCUUCAGCGUGACACUCGCUUCUGGGGUCCUGAUGCUGGUGUAUUCAACCCUCACCGAUUCCUCAACCCCGAUGGCACCUUCAAGCCCAGUGGUGGUUGCACCAACAAGUAUACCAAUCUCUCUUUCUUCCAGGGUAGCCGCAGCUGUGUUGCUCAAGGCUUCUCCAAGGCCGAGAUGGCUUGCAUUGUCGGUGCUUGGGUUGGUCGCUUCAACUUUGAGCUUGUUGAUCAAGAGCUUCACGAUGAGGAGAAGAUGCCAAUCACCCUCGGUAGCUUGUCAUCAAGACCUCUUCACGGCCUCGAUGUCAAGUGGACCCUUGUGGAUGGAUGGUAA